AUGUAUACAGACCCGCCAAGAUCUAUGGAGCGAGUAAGCCGUCGCGACAUUUUCACAUCGCUACCGGCUCGGGUCCAAUGGUUGCAUUCGUUCUUGGAAUUUGGAACUGAUGACGUCCAAGCUUUGAUAUCUGGACAGAAGUAUAUCAAAGCAGUCAUUCCUGCUAUUGUCAACAUAGUGUACAAGAAGCUUCUCAAGUACGACAUCACAGCCCGUGUCUUUACCACAAGGGAUAGCAGAGAUGAAGGCCCAGUUGAAAGCUGGCCCACAGAAGAUAGUGCUCAGAUUGAGCACAGGAAGAUGUUCUUGAGGUGGUACCUCACGAAGCUCAACUCAGACUGCACACGAAUGGACUACUGGGAAUAUCUGGACAAAGUCGGCCUGAUGCAUGUAGGCAGAGGUCGCCAAAACCCUCUACAUGUCGACUAUGUCUUCCUCGGCGCAUGUCUGGGCUUCAUCCAGGACUCACUCUUCGAAGCCAUCCUCUCCCACCCACGCCUCGAGAUGCACCGCAAGAUUGCCAUUGUCAAAGCACUGGGCAAAGUUAUCUGGAUUCAGAACGACCUCAUUGAAAGAUGGCACAAUACCGAUGGCGCCGAGUUCCUCCAAGAGGAAGCCGACGCACUUUUAGGAGAGAUUCAAGAGGAGGACCGCGAGGGAUACCUUCAUGGCAAGAAGGUUCUCGGCGAUGACGGCUCAUCCAUUUACACAACCCGUACUGGGAGCAGUAAGAGCUCUGACAGUGGAAAGACAUCACUGGGCCGCCCCAUCGAAGAAGCAACACACCUCGGCGACGGCAUGAGCAGAUGUCCAUUCAGCGGCAUGGCCCGCACAGUUUCAAAUCCUGCAGAUCUCGAGCGUCAGCGUGCAACCUCGACACGAUCUCCCCGUGUGAAUGGCACAGCGCCUGAUGUUCUUCAACAGUAUCACUCCCCGGGGACUCCUCGUAUUCGCAUAAUUGAUGGCAAAACAGUGCUGAAAGAAAACCUCGAGCCCCUUCCCAAAGUGUUCGAACCUAACAAGUAA
Messenger RNA from Aureobasidium melanogenum CBS 110374, 1026 nucleotides. RefSeq lists its product as uncharacterized. The transcript has 5 exons. Gene Ontology annotation, molecular function: heme binding; oxygen binding. The record is from RefSeq and is a predicted model, not a curated record. Lineage: Eukaryota; Fungi; Ascomycota; Dothideomycetes; Dothideales; Saccotheciaceae. The coding region runs from base 1 to 1026 and encodes 341 amino acids.